AUGCUGCCGGAGGGGCUCACCGCGAGCCUGGUGACCCAGAACGUGCGGCUGGCGGCCCUGGCAAAGGCAGGGCACUGGGCUCGGGCACUCGAGGUGCUUGUCGCCAUGAGGGAAGCAGAGGAAGCGGAGGCACGCAAGCCGGACUUAGUCAGCUUCAACACCACCCUCCAAGCCUUGGAGAGUGCAAGCAAGUGGGAGCAUGUCCUGGCACUCUUACAGGAGACUCCCGACCCCGAUUUGCGAUCUCUGGGCAGUGCCAUCACAGCCUGCGCCAAAGGUGGCGACUGGCACAGGGCCCUGUCCUUGAUGAAGAGCAUGCAGGAAAGGCUUCUGACUCCGGAUCUUCCUUGCCACACCGCCAUGCUCACUGCCUUCCGAAGGAGCCAGUCGUGGGCGCUCGGUCUGCAGUAUCUCAAACAGCUACUGGAGACAGAGAAGUUGGAUGCAGUGGGCUACGACGCAGCUUUGGGGAUUUGCGAGGCGGGGUGUUGGCAGGAGGCUGUUUGGGUGCUGGAGGAGUCCCGAUCGCAAGGAUGCCAGCCAACUGUGUCAGGCCUUUGUAGUGCCAUCGCCGCACUGAAAGCCUCUGACUCUCCAGCUGCGCUUCCGUAUAUAGAGUCCCUGUACGAAGAGAUCACACAGCACGCUCUGCAGCAGCUGGAAGAAAUGCGAGUGGACUGCCAGUCGGAUGCUGCAAUCAAGCUUCGCGUUUCUCGGGGCGUGCAGACCGUCUUGGCGUUGGACGCCUUGCACGCGGAGGGCCGCAGGUCUCAGACAUUGGAGGAUGCCUUCCGCGAAGUCGUCUUGCGCCCUACGAUGCUGGAGUUGCAACGCUCUGCCUCGAAAGAAAGCUCAAAGCUUGCCGGGCAGCAUGGGCUCGGGGUCCUUUUUACGGGAGAGGCCUUGCUGCAGCUGGGCAUCGCCAGCGGCCACGAGGACGAGUGGCUCGUAACAGCAAAGACGGCAAUCGCCGCUGCCCUCGACCGGAGCUUUCCGGGAGGCUUGCCGAAGGAGGCCUCCGCCCGGCAGCUCUUUUCAUGGGUCUCGCACCUGGUGUUUCAACCUGCCGAAUCCGGUGAUGACUCGGCAGCCUCCGGGUCCGGCCAACCCCGCCGAUUUCGCAGCAACGGCGAGAUUGUUGCACACGGGCUGCACCGGUGGCCUGAGGGCUCAGAUCUCUUGCGGCCGAUCUUCUCCUCCUACGACAGGUCUCAGCACUCUGAGAGGAGGGCCUUGCUCAAGGUGCUUCAGAGGCUUCUCGAGCAAGGGGCCUCCCCAGGUGCGACGGGCACUGUGCGACUUUUCUCCUGCCACACCCCCUGCGUGUCCUGCUUAUCCGUAUUCACGCAGUUCCAAGCUCUCUUCCCCAAUGUCCGCUUGGUUGUGGCCUUCUCGCCAUGGGCUGAGACUCGGGCAUUCUGGCAGGAGCGCAUCUACUUCCUUGACUUGAUUUCCAAAGCCGAUGAAAUAGCCCAGGAAGCAGGAGGCCUAAAAGCCUCACAGAAAGACGGACCGAAGUCGAAACCAGAGGAAGCUCCUCCUGGUGACGAGGGGAAGGGGAGCGCUUCCCCCAAGGAGGAGGAGACGGGGCCGGCAGCUCCCGAGGCCUCUAAACCUUCUCAAGAGGCAUCGGCUGAGUCCCGAGAAAAGGCCAGCGACGAGCAGGAGAGCAAAGAAGAGCCAGGCCCCCCGGCGAGCAAAGAAAGCGAGCUGAAGGAAGCCAAGGAGAGCAAAGCUGCCAAAGCAGCCAAAGAAGCCAAAGAGGAAGUCGUAGCAAGGAGAAGCGAGAUCGCGACCGCGAUAGAGACCGCCUGGGGGCGGAAGAACACUGAAAAUGCUCCGAAUCGGUAG
This is a messenger RNA of Symbiodinium natans, 1851 nucleotides long. Lineage: Eukaryota; Dinophyceae; Suessiales; Symbiodiniaceae. The record is from the annotation of a GenBank genome assembly.